GCGGCGUGUUGUUUGUGUAUUGCUGUUCGCUGUUAAAUCGGAAAAUGUAAUCGAUUGUCUGUGGAUCCAGCUUGUUUACCAUGACACCGAAAUAUAUUUAGACAAAAUAAUUAUUCCGCUUUUACCUUUUGUACUGAUCGACCACAUAUCACAUAUGUGGGAGGCUAGAGACUAGUGCACGAUGACGAUGGACUGGUCAGAAGGGGCUGACCAACUUGCUGAGAAUUUUGCAGAACUCAGUUUGGAAAGAACUAUUACGAAAGGGUUCAAGUCCGCAGAGGAGAUCGAUCGACUGACAGUUGACGAAAAACUAAGUGACAUCGAACGUGCUGUUUACCUACUCAGCUCUGGUCAGGAAGUACAGAGAAUAAGUGUUAUUAAGAGUCUUCCACAACUGCUUACAGAUCAUAAUGCUGAAUGUAUGAAAAGGGUUGUUCCCAAAGUGAAGGAAGUUCUCCAUGUAGCGGGCACUGACGUCCAAAUAGCAGCAACGCAAUCUUUUCUCAUUAUCAUAGAAAACCAAAUAGUAUCGUAUCAGCAGUUUGCACAGACGUUUCUACAGAGUAUGUUACAGAGCAUCGACAAUCGCGAUCCAGCCAUUGCAUAUUCUUGGUUGGAGACAUUAUUACAAGUGAUAUCUCUUCUUCCAAAGGACAUCACCAAAAAUGAAAUCCUUACAGUUGCAAUUGCCAAGGGACAGCUUUCACAGUCAGUCCAGUCACGGCUAUCUAGUUGUAAAAUCCUGGGCAGAAUUGCUACCAAAUUUGAUUCCUUUAUGAUAAAAAAGGAAAUCUUACCCCUAGUUACGUCUUUAUGUCAAGAUGUUGAUUAUGAUGUAAGGGGAUGCAUGUGUCGGCAGUUAGAUGCAGUAGCCAGGGGUUUAGGUCUAGAAUCUACUAAAAGUGCAAUAUUACCUGAAUUAGUAGAACUUAGUAAUGAUGAAGAAAGCUUUGUCAGGCAGGUAGCUCUGGAAACUGUGGUCAGUCUGCUUAGUCUUCUAGACGAUGACACGUGUGUACACACUAUAAUCCCACUUAUGUGUAGGUUUUGUGAGAGUGCCUUGCAAACAGAAGACCCUACUCUACCCAGUGUUGCUCAUCAGUUUGGAAGGCUAUGUCACGGUUUAUCAGUUAACCUCAUUGAGGAUCAAAAGAUAUGGUUUUUAAAUUUUUAUAGAAAGUUAUGUGUAAUAGGUUUAUCAGAUGGUAAAUCAAGAAGUUUUGAAAGACAGACUCCUAAUGUACUUAAUAUCUUUGAGGAAGAUGAUAGGUAUGCCGAAUGCAGACAAGAUGCUGCCUACAACUUUCCUUGUAUGGUCUUGUUUGCUGGGCCCCGUAACUUUAAAACUGAACUUUAUAGUACGUUUUCCAGUUUGUGUGAUGAUCCUAGUAAGCUUGUACGUAGAACAAUGUCCUGUGGAUUUCAUGAGGUUGCCAAAAUGUUAGGUUCUAAUGUUGCCGUUAUUCAGCAGGAAUUAAUGUGUUUACUUAAAGAUGAUUGUACAGAGGUGUUGGAAGGUUUAAUACCUCAUUUACCAGAAACCUUAGAGAUGUUAGCUAAAGGAAGUGGUAAUGUAGUUACUGAGUCCAAGUUAACUGGUUUGAAUGACCUGGUACCGGCAUUAAUGGCAUCUGAAUCAUUAGCAGCGUGUUCAAAACAGUGGAGACUACAUGCAGAUAUAUUGACUCAGUUUUCCUGUCUUCCAAAGUGCUUGACUAGUGAUCAGAUCUAUUACAAAUUUAUACCUAUGAUGUUUAAACACAUAACAACAAAUAGAGUACUUCCUGUAAAGUUAGCAGCGAGCAGGACAGUAUGUGUCUUUAUCCGUCAUAAUAGGAAGUUAGAACAGAGGCAGGAACUCUGUUGUAGACUUAUAGAAGAAUGUUGUCAUGGUCAGAGUUCUUGGAAACGAAUCUUGUUUGUAGAUAUAUGUAUGGUAAUCAUGGAACUCUUCUCAAAGGCUUUUUACAAAGAGUACUUCUUUGAAUUUGUCAUAGAGUUAGCUCAGGAUCCUGUAGCCAAUGUGCGCCUCAAAUUUUGCCAUUUGCUACCUGCUUUGAAAUCACAGAUAAAGCUUCCCGGUGAUCGCCUUCUACUACAGCAGUUGGAGCACACUGUUAGAAAACUCUUGGCACAUGAGAAAGAUAGAGAUGUUACUGAAGCAGUUAGAAAUGCGGUAGUGAAACUUGACAAAAUACAAAUUGCAAUUGAAUCAAUUACAAACCAAACCUACCUAGAAGAAGAUAUAAUAGAUCAGAAAAAGGAAGAAGAAGAGAAACUCCUGAUAGAGUUAGAAGAAAAGGAAAAAGAAGAAGCUGAAAAAUCGGCAAAGAAUCCCACCUCUGCAAAGGGUCGGAAAAAAAAUGAAGAUGGUAAACUAAGUAAAAAAGGUUCCAAAACACCCAAGAGUUCUAAUGUAAGUGGUAAGAAGGCAAGCCAAUCCAAUAGUAACUCAUCUCUCUUGCCUGGACCGCCACCACAUUUAUCAAGCAAUAAAGGAAACAAACUGAAGUCCCUCCCAUCGGCUAAAUCUGCAAGGACUGGUAAGAAUUCACCAGUCUUAGACAUGCCUUCAUCAAUGAGUUCAUCUCAAGCAGCAGCUCAGAAUGUGGUCAAGAGAUUGUACAAUGAGAACCCAUCCUCAGGUUCACUUAAAAAAAGUUCUCGAAAAAGUAGCGCCUCGUCCACCUCUUCAACAACGAGUGAGGGCAAACCAAGGCGGAAGAUAUCCAAGUCAUAG
Saccoglossus kowalevskii is the source of this 2740-nucleotide messenger RNA. Its product is annotated as serine/threonine-protein phosphatase 4 regulatory subunit 4. Gene Ontology annotation, molecular function: protein phosphatase regulator activity. NCBI's taxonomy places the organism in Eukaryota, Metazoa, Hemichordata, Enteropneusta, Harrimaniidae. The record is from RefSeq and is a predicted model, not a curated record. Gene Ontology annotation, cellular component: protein serine/threonine phosphatase complex; cytosol.